AUGGCAGAAGCAGAAGCAAGCCAGGCAGGCGAUCACUGGUAUAUGCCUGGCACUGUGGAAUACAGCAACCUGUGUGAUGUGGUCCUUGUGGUCCAAGGCCAGAAGCUGCCAGUGCACAGCGGCGUCCUGGCCCUGCACUCUCAAUUCUUCUGCAGGAUGCUGUCAGACCUGACAGCGAGCGGUGAAUGCACAAAGGAGGAUGGUAGAACAGUGAUAACAUUGGACAAGGCUGUGGGGGCGGAUGAGGCGAGACUGAUGCUGGCAGUCGCAUAUGGACGGCGCACGAAGCUGACAACGGCCAGGGAGGCCUGGAGCAUGGUCCACCUGGGCGACAAGUACGAGAUGGCGCCCCUGUUCCGGGCGACGGAGGAGAAGCUGUGCGAGCUGGAGGACAGCCUGUACUUCAUCAAGCGUGAAGCUGACUGGUCCGUCUCCGGCGCAUGCUCGGAAGCCCCACCGGAGGCCGACGGCGAGGACGAUUGCCUCAACGCCGCGCGCUGGCUGGGCGUCGCCGACCGCCUGGCGAUGCACGACCUCAAGCGCAAGUGCCAGCGUGUGAUCAUGCGCGACAUGAUCGAGGGAAUGCAGCCGUCCCCGAUGCGCCCCGAGCUGGACGCGGCGAUGGAUGCCCUGAACGCCCACAACGUCGCCCCUCGCAGCGUUUGUGAGAUUUUUGGGGCGUUCAUGCGGCUGGAUCGGCCGAGUGCACUCAAGUGCGACAACUGCCAGGCGGCCCAGGCGCUGGCGCAGCUGUUCUGCACGUCGUGCCACCGCAAGGGGAUGGCGCACGACGGCAGGAAGGAUUUUCGUUGCCUGAGCUGCAGCGUGAGGCGGCCGCUGAGCCAGCUGUACUGCUACAGCUGCCAGUACACGGGGCGGCUGCGGUGCGAGACGUCCACAAACAACAAGGACGACGUGUACACGGCGCUCAAGGAGCUGCAGCUGGAGCGCUGA
Molecule: messenger RNA, 954 nt
Organism: Ostreobium quekettii
Lineage: Eukaryota; Viridiplantae; Chlorophyta; Ulvophyceae; Bryopsidales; Ostreobiaceae
Source: the annotation of a GenBank genome assembly